Molecule: messenger RNA, 279 nt
Organism: Gongylonema pulchrum
Lineage: Eukaryota; Metazoa; Nematoda; Chromadorea; Rhabditida; Gongylonematidae
Source: the annotation of a GenBank genome assembly
AUGGGCCCCAGUACACUGCAGGCCCUUCGCGUGGUCUGCAGCAGAGGAUCGGCGACCCAACAGCGACGAACUGUUAAAACCAGGGAAGGUUAUGAAAACGAGCCACCUCUUGCACUAAAUAACUUGAUACGCGGUGAGUCAUCAAAUGCUGAUCUGGUGCUGGUUAAUUUGCCACAACAUCGUGGAGAUAUGCCGGCUUCAAGGCUGCUUCAGAGUUUGGAUGCCAUCACGGAGCGCUUAGCGCGUGUGGUCGUCUUCAGAACCACAUGUGAUCCGUAG